This is a messenger RNA of Saxophila tyrrhenica, 639 nucleotides long. RefSeq lists its product as uncharacterized. NCBI's taxonomy places the organism in Eukaryota, Fungi, Ascomycota, Dothideomycetes, Mycosphaerellales, Extremaceae. The transcript has 2 exons. Bases 1 to 639 code for a protein of 212 amino acids. The record is from RefSeq and is a predicted model, not a curated record.
AUGGCCGACACGUAUGCCGGUUACCACAAUGGCUCGACGAUGUGGAUGUCGGCCGACUCAUCGCCUCAUGCACAGCCUGUCGAUUCUUCAUACAUCGACCCAGCCGCGCUCGGAGUGUCGCAGCACUACGGGCCCUUCCCUUCGGGCGACAGUCAGAUGAACCAGGCCAGAUCAUGGGAGAUGGGUGCCCCCGGACCGAGCGGUGGCGGGCCUGCUGUGUCGGUGUACAAUCCGUCGGCGUUCGCGAACACUGCCAUCGAUGGGACCGACGGUCACGGCAUCCGCUCCUUCUCCUCGCCACUGCGACAGCACCCUGCCCCGCACCAAGCAAGCUUCCAAGAGGCGCCGUCGGCGGACGAGGACGGGGAGGUGGUCGAUGGAGGGGAGACUGCGUCGCCUUCGGAGGAGGGCGCGUGUGCCUGCGGACGGAGGCUCCCGAGACCAAGACCAUGGACCCAGGGGAAGACGGUGGCGUUGGAGGAAUGCCAGAAGAUAGCUGACGGAGUAUAUUGGGAACUUACCAACACGCUAUUCAACAAGAUGACGAGAUGCCGCUUCACUGUGUGCGAGAUCAUUGACAAACAUCUGGAGCUGAUGGCAGAGAAGGGGAAGAGCGGCCAGACGAGCAGGGACCUUUAG